Molecule: messenger RNA, 940 nt
Organism: Stylophora pistillata
Lineage: Eukaryota; Metazoa; Cnidaria; Anthozoa; Scleractinia; Pocilloporidae
Source: RefSeq, a predicted model, not a curated record
GAAGAAAGACCAAAAGAAGUACAGCGAACGUAUGGAGACAGCGGAAGAAAUUUAUCGUUUGAAUGCUGCCAAGUUUAGGGAAAAUCCGCUAUCAGAAGUCUACUUUCAUAACAGUUACGCACGUUACCUUUCCGAUAAAAAAGAUCCUAAAGAAAACAAAAGAAUCGAGAAAGAGACCCAAUCAGCUCUAGAUGUCAGUGUUACAAGUCUGUGUUAUCUUCAUCCAGAAACAGCAGCAACACUUCUUCUUUCGGGAACCAAUGCAAAGCGCCGUAAGCAGUUUGAUACAGCCACACGACAGUUAACUAAGGCAUUAGAACUCUUUAAACGGUGCCUUGGUGAACAUUUUAUGACAGCCGAAGCCCUGAAGGCCCUUGCAGACCUUUUUUUUUUCCUGGAUGGGAAAGCAGAGGGAGAAGACAACUUAACAAUCUGCAUUGAUUACUAUAAGGCAGCCAUAGAAAUGUUCGACGAUCUCGUCGAGGGUGGAAGCAAAGAGAGUAUCCUGACUUUGAAAAACUGUGCAAUAUGUAACCAGAAAAGACGCAGCUUUGAUGAGGCAAUGAAUCUAUUCAAAAAGGCGGAACAACUUGCCGAGAGAGAAUUAGAGGAGAAACACGAAUGGAAAGUUUCAAUCAAGACCACAUGGGCCAUCUUACAUGACGAGAUGGGAAACACGGAUAAGGCGAAAGAAAUGAUGCUUGAAGGACUGUCGAUGGCCAAGAAACUAAAGUUGUCGAUAGAAAAGAUGAGAAACAAAGACCCGAUACGAUCGUUUAUCAAUCGUUACCCAAAGGAGUUCCCUGAGACGGAAUUUCCGAGAGGAGAAAAGAAGAAAGGAAAAAAGGAGAUAAGAGGGAAAAAGAAGAAUUGCAGUGAGGAUUCACAAUAGCGAUUUUACGAAAGGCUAAGGUCCUUAACUUAACGAAAUUUUUUUCUC